Molecule: messenger RNA, 2585 nt
Organism: Notolabrus celidotus (New Zealand spotty)
Lineage: Eukaryota; Metazoa; Chordata; Actinopteri; Labriformes; Labridae
Gene: slc25a25a
Product: solute carrier family 25 member 25a
Exons: 10
Coding region: 97-1512 (471 amino acids)
Biological process (GO): transmembrane transport
Cellular component (GO): mitochondrial inner membrane
Molecular function (GO): ATP transmembrane transporter activity; calcium ion binding
Source: RefSeq, a predicted model, not a curated record
UUUCCCUACCGGCAUUUAUCAGCGUGCAGAGGAAGAGAGAGCAGCUUCUGUCUGCUAUUUAUUUAUUUAUUGUAGAAACUUUUAAAACCCUCCAUCAUGCUCGGACUGUGCCUUUACGUUCCCGUGUCUAACUCAGACCCCGUGGAAGUGGAAUACUUUGAGUCUAACGGACUUCCCUCCGAGCUGAAGUCCCUCUUUAACAAACUGAGUGUGUUCCUGCCUUCUCAGGAGUUCUCAAGCUACCAAAGGUGGAGGAAGAAGACGGUGAAAAGGGAGAAAGACGACGCGGACGGGCAGCUGGACUUCGAGGAGUUUGUCCACUACCUGCAAGAUUACGAGAAAGACCUGAAGCUCGUGGUGAAGAGCCUGGACAGGAAGAAUGCAGGUCGCGUCGACCCAAAGGAGUUCAUCCAGUCCCUGCAGGACCUCGGUGUGCACAUCUCCCCCCAACACGCAGAGAAAGCCCUUCAGAGCAUGGAUAAGAACGGGAUGAUAACGAUCGGCAGUAAAGACUGGAGCAACUUCCCCAUGGAGGAGAAGACGGAGAACAUCCCUGAGAUCAUCCUUUACUGGAAACACUCCACGAUAUUCGAUGUCGGGGAGAACCUCAUGGUGCCUGAUGAGUUCACGGUCGAGGAGAAGAUGACUGGAAUGUGGUGGAGACACUUGGUUGCAGGCGGAGCAGCUGGAAUGGUGUCAAGGACGUGCACGGCCCCCCUGGAUCGAGUCAAAGUCAUGAUGCAGGUUUAUGGAACCAGAACCAACAACAUGUGCAUCAUGAGCGGACUCAUGCAGAUGAUCAAGGAAGGCGGGACGAGGUCGCUGUGGCGAGGGAACGGCGUCAACAUCAUCAAGAUAGCGCCCGAGUCGGCCCUCAAGUUCAUGGCGUACGAGCAGAUUAAGCGUCUGAUCGGCAGUGAGCAGGAGACUCUGAACGUGGUGGAGCGGUUUGCUGCCGGAUCUCUGGCAGGAGUGAUCGCCCAGAGCACCAUCUACCCCAUGGAGGUUCUGAAAACUCGCCUGGCUCUGAGGACGACGGGUCAGUACUCGGGGAUCUCUGACUGUGCGAAGCAGAUCUUCAGGAGGGAGGGGCUGGGAGCGUUUUAUAAAGGAUACGUCCCAAACAUGCUCGGCAUCAUCCCGUACGCCGGCAUCGACCUCGCCGUGUAUGAGACUCUGAAGAACAGCUACCUGCAGAAGUACGGCACCAACAGCACAGACCCCGGGGUGCUCGUCCUGCUGGCCUGCGGCACCGUGUCCAGCACCUGCGGGCAGCUCGCCAGCUAUCCUCUGGCUCUGGUCCGAACACGCAUGCAAGCACAAGCUGCGACGGGCGCCACGAGCGAGCAUGCGACGAUGAGCAGCCUCUUCAGGCAGAUCCUGCAGACCGAGGGUCCGACUGGGCUCUACAGAGGUCUGGCCCCAAACUUCCUCAAAGUGAUCCCGGCCGUCAGCAUCAGCUACGUGGUCUACGAACACCUGAAGACACAGCUGGGGGUGACAUCCCGCUGAAACCUUCCCUUUUGUCAUGUGACUGUAGAGCGAGAGUGUGACAUACCCUCCCUCACCCUCCCCUCCCUCAUGCUAGGGAAUCCCAGGGACCUUGUGGCCCCUCUGAGGGUUCGUGGAGCGAUCUCAUUCUGUGAAUGUCAGCUGAUGUAAGACGAGAAGGGGACAGUGAAAGGCCGAGGAUCUGGACUCUGUGAGCUCAGGGCUGACUGCUGCUAUUUAUGUUUUGAAAGAAGUGGUGCUGAGAGCGGAGGGAUGGGACUGAGAGUCCGGGACCAAGCGUUGAAUGUUUGGCUCUCAGAGAAACAGAGAUUUUGUGUUGUCUUGUGAGUUUGCACAUGUUUGAAGAAGUAUCACAGAGCUCUGCUGAGACGGCAGAGAGCAUUAUAAUGAGCGUGAGGAGAAGCUCUGCCUGUAGGAGGAGUGACUGUGUUUCCUGUACGAGAGGGUUUUUGCACACGUGAGUUUGAUCUCUCUCCGCCCCGUCCUGAAUGAAUGAUUAUUUAUUUCCAUCCUUUAUUUAUAGUUUUUAUUUUUGAGAAGCGAGGAUGAGUAACGCUGCGUGUUUCUGUCCGAUCAGCCAAAGCGUGCGAUUUAAAAAAAACAUGCAGUGAUGUCUUCAGGGUGGGACUGUCGCUCCGGGUGACGGCCUUAACGUGUGGCGCUCAAACACUACAUGUCGCCUGGAGAGGAGGGAGUCAGGACUUUGUGCUCAUGCUGCUUUUUGGAUGAACAGAAGUAACUUCAUUGUGGUGCAAACUGCAGAUCGUGUGCGUGUUCAUGUGUGUAGAUGUUUUCACCCGUUCUAAAGGUUUAAAUGUCUUAAAUGUUCGCCUCAGGUUUAAAGUCACACGACAAGCUUUUCUUCUUUUUGUUCGUUUCACAACGUUUAUCCUCGGAAAAACAAGGGCUGAAAAUAAUGAGCGACGAAUUGCACUUUAAUCAACGCUGGAAAGCCUCUGAAUGAACGAAUGUCAUCUCAAUCCAGGGAGGAAGAUUGAGCUCUUUUGUAAAGGAUGAGUUUUUAGAUUUGUUUUAAUGGACCACUUAAUGCAAAUAAAUGCAACUUCUUGUAA